Molecule: messenger RNA, 1728 nt
Organism: Xenopus laevis (African clawed frog)
Lineage: Eukaryota; Metazoa; Chordata; Amphibia; Anura; Pipidae
Gene: e2f5.L
Product: E2F transcription factor 5 L homeolog
Exons: 9
Coding region: 375-1490 (371 amino acids)
Biological process (GO): regulation of transcription by RNA polymerase II; regulation of DNA-templated transcription
Cellular component (GO): transcription regulator complex; RNA polymerase II transcription regulator complex; nucleus
Molecular function (GO): RNA polymerase II cis-regulatory region sequence-specific DNA binding; DNA-binding transcription factor activity, RNA polymerase II-specific; protein dimerization activity
Source: RefSeq, a predicted model, not a curated record
UCCAUUCGCCGGAACAAAUUUACGAACACCAGAAACUAGAGAAUACAAAUCAUCGUCACUGCAAUAAUCCUUGUUUGACGCAAGGGCGUUAAAUUCUUAAACAUGCCAUCGUCAAAUAUGGCCGCCCCGUCACUGUUCCGGAAGAUGGACUUUUCCCUUUGUGAAGCUCCGCCUCUUUAAAUGUCACUCGGAGCGCUCAAAAACUUUUCCUCGAGUGUAUGGUUUCUAGGCAACUGCAGGUACGUCACAUCCGGGAACUUGGUUCUUUCUCGUGUUCUCCGCGUGUCUCACCGAGUUUUCCCGUUAUCACUUGUUGUCGAGUUGGGGCGGGCUUCAGUGGCCCGCCCCGAGUGAAGCUCCGGUAGGUGGAUAACAUGGCGGAACCAGCGGGAGCGUCCAGCCGGCACGAGAAGAGCCUUGGGCUUCUCACUAGUAAAUUUGUGUCGCUGCUACAGGAAGCGAAGGAUGGAGUGCUCGACCUGAAAGUGGCUGCAGAUAGUCUUGCUGUCAGACAAAAGAGAAGAAUAUAUGAUAUUACCAAUGUUUUGGAAGGUAUUGGUUUAAUAGAGAAGAAGUCAAAGAACAGCAUUCAGUGGAAUGGUGUAGGUGCAGGUUGCAACACCAAAGAAGUGCUCGACAGACUAAGGCACCUGAAAGCAGAAAUUGAGGACCUGGAACUAAAGGAGAGAGAACUGGACCAGCAAAAAGCAUGGCUGCAGCAAAGCAUCAAAAAUGUUAUGGAUUCAUCCUCCAAUGGAAUAUAUUCAUUUGUUACUCACGAAGACCUGUGUAACUGCUUUAAUGGAGACACUCUCCUUGCUAUCCAGGCUCCAUCUGGCACUCAACUGGAAGUUCCAAUUCCCGAAAUGGGUCAAAAUGGACAAAAGAAAUACCAGAUUAGUUUAAAGAGUAAUUCAGGUCCAAUUCAGGUACUUUUGAUAAAUAAGGAAUCCAGCUCAUCCAAGCCAGUCGUCUUUCCUGUUCCUCCACCGGAUGACCUUACACAACCCAAUUCACAGCCUGAAGCAACGGCCUCUUCAAAUAAACAGCCAGCAGCACAGAAUAGCUCUCUCUGUGCAAAAGAAGAACAUGAAAGCAACCUGACAGAACAGGCAGCUGCAGGUAAAUUAAAACCUGAGUGCGCAGCCAGCGAUCUACAGGAGAACACGUCAAGCUCUUACCCUGAACUUCCUGAGUCCAUUCUGUAUUCUGCGCUUGGGACAGACGUAGCACACAGCACAGCCGGUUCCAGUGGCUAUUCCCCUUUGCUUCCGUUGGAUGUUAAUUGUAUUUUAAGACCCAAUGCAUUUGACAUAACAAAAAUGGACGAGCAGGAAGGUCAAAUUAGCGGAGACCUUAUUGAUGAGCUUAUGUCUUCUGAUGUUUUCCCAUUGUUACGGCUUUCACCAACUCCAGAUGACUACAGCUUCAAUUUGGAUGACAGUGAAGGAGUCUGUGAUCUCUUUGAUGUGCAGAUAUUAAAUUAUUAGACGCCAUUUUUGGGGUUUCUUUUCCCCAGUCUCUACCUCUCUGCCCUACUCCAAGCAGGGAAAACAUCCAUAAUGUUGAUCUUUAUACUAUGUCUAGGGACAUAAUUUUUUGCACUUUGAAAGUACAGUAGUAUAAAAUUCUAGAUUUAAAGGUCUAAUCAAUUUUUUUUUUUUUUAAUCAUCUUUGCUUGGCAUAGCCUUGCCUUAAAGGGAUACUGUCGUGGGAAAAAAAAUUUUU